GGCCCUCCCGGUCCCAAAGGAGAGAGAGGUUCUGCUGGAAGUCCUGGGUUGAAAGGGCCUCAAGGACCCAAAGGUGAAAAGGGAAAGGAAGGAGCUGGGAAGUCUGGAGUGAAAUAUGUCCGUUGGGGAAGGACCACUUGUCCAGGAGGUGCUGAGCUAGUUUACAAAGGUAGGUCAUCACAGACACCUGUUAACUGAGACUGCAUUCUAGCUACUACUAAAGGGUUUUAGAAACUGAUGUAAUAAAGUAGAUUUAAGUUAUUGUCAAGGUCAAAUUUCAAAGGUCUCCAGUCAGUAUCUUUUUCACAAGGAUAGUUAUAGGGACCUUCUCUGUUUUAAGUUUACAGUUUGCACUUUAAAUACUUGGCAAACGGAGGACUUUUCGACAUAUUGAACAUUUACUUAUUUACUUAAUUUAUUAUUAAUUCAUUGUUUAUUUUGAGUCAUUGCAAACCGAUCACAAGCUAGAGAUUCAGCAAUUACCUUUUAUCUCAGAGAUUUAUUAGUAUUUCAGUUGUAGUGCAGUAAAUCAAGUUUGUUGUAACACUAGUUUGCCCUAUUGUACUGUCAAUUACUAAGAAAGUGAAAUUUGUUGUGCGUUCACUUUAUAGGAGAGUGAUGUACCUUUGCAAACUUGUUGUUUGUCAUCCUCAGGUUUAAUGGGAGGUGAAUGGUACGGUCACCAAGGUGGUGGAGUAAACUAUCUUUGUCUUCCACACAAUCCAAAGUACGACAGGUAUAACGACGGCAAUCAGUACUCAGGAUAUGUGUACGGUGUUGAAUAUGAGGUCAGCUCCUACAGUGGGUAUCCUUUCAGACGAAAUCUUCAUGAUCACGAGGCGCCUUGUGUUGUCUGCUUCGUCAAGUCACGUGGUUCAAUGCUGAUGAUGCCCGCACGGAAUGACUGUCCUACUGGAUGGACCGAGGAGUAUCAUGGGUACCUGAUGACUGAAAAGUACAACCACCCGAACCAAAAAGACUUCGUCUGUGUUGACAAAGACCCAGAGUAUAUUCCAGGGACCAGUGGAGACAAGGAUGGUGGCUUGCUAUACUUCGUGGAAGGGGGCUGUAGCUCACUUCCGUGCCCUCCAUAUGUUGUGCAUCGAGAGCUGACAUGUGCUGUUUGCACCAAGUAA
Messenger RNA from Porites evermanni, 1136 nucleotides. Lineage: Eukaryota; Metazoa; Cnidaria; Anthozoa; Scleractinia; Poritidae. The record is from the annotation of a GenBank genome assembly.